Molecule: messenger RNA, 1251 nt
Organism: Colletotrichum spaethianum
Lineage: Eukaryota; Fungi; Ascomycota; Sordariomycetes; Glomerellales; Glomerellaceae
Exons: 2
Coding region: 1-1251 (416 amino acids)
Source: RefSeq, a predicted model, not a curated record
AUGGAUCCGGAGCACCGCCGCCAGCUUCCCGGCACGAAGUGGAAACUGCGACCGCAUCAGCUCGACGACAUCCGGCGUGUGAUCGAGCAGGUCGCCACGGACAGACACCUCGGCGCCCUGCUUGCGCAUCCCAUGGGCGUUGGGAAAACCAUCACCUACCAGGCCGUGAUCGCGGAACGUCGACUGGCGUACAUCAGCCGACUGCACGCCGCAGCCCACCCGAGCUCCACCGCAACCGGGAUGGACCUCACCGCUGUGCCUGCGUGGCCGACCCUUCGGUAUCCAAUGCGCUUGCGAGACAGACGGCUUGACGGCCGGUUUCUUCGAGAGGUUCCCGAAGGCGCGACUCUUGUCGUGGCCUCAAGCUCUGUCGUACCUCAGGCGGUCAAGAAUGCUAAGGCAUACUUCCGUCGUACCGUCACCAUCCACUUGCCGUUGGGUGAGCCGAACAAGCCCGACUCCACCGAGACAUUCGAUUUCAUCAAAAUCGUCGACUGGCGAAUCGUGGCAAGUGCCAAACACGCAGAGGUCGCAGCAGCGCGGGCUGUGUGCGAAUACACUGCGGCGGCGGACUUGCCCACCAAGACGCGGAUCUCCCAGACGUACGUGGAGUGGGAGGAAGACGGCUCGAAGCUUCUCCGGAACGCCAAAGUCCACUCGACGAUGACACCUCCGGCCGUGGACGCCACCCAGCUUGUUUUGGUCGUCGGCCAACAGCGAGUGAGCGUUGACAAGAGCUGGCGCAGGCUUUGGACCGAAGUGAUUGAGCUGCCGAUACGCAACGGCCGACAGGCGAGGGUUUUGGUCGGCGGCGCAUACUUCUUCGGCCUCAUCGUGUGGGACGAAGCCCACCAGAGUUCGCGGCCUGAACACGACCACCGCAAAGGUCCUAUGGGAGAUGGUGUCGCGGCAGACGCGCCCGACCGAUGUGGUUUCAAGGACCUGGCGCUGAUGCUUUCCAUGAUCCGCGACCAGCCGGGGCAGCGGCAGGCCCUUGCUAUCCGGGCCGAUCUGGCCAACCUCGACACCAAAACGGCCAGUCUCCAGAAGGGAUCCGGUGAGCUUGUCGAGGGCAGCGAGAGUAGGUCCCUCGGCAAAGACGUCAUCGCGGAGUGUGCUAGGUUUCUAGGGGGCGACAUCAUCAAGCGGGACCCUACCAGCUUGUUUUUUGGUCAUCCGAUCAUGGAAAAGAAGGAGGUUGUUACGGAGCGGGUCGAAUGCCCCAUCGACCUCGAGUUACGGACGCCAUAA